This is a messenger RNA of Gossypium arboreum, 1020 nucleotides long. Its product is annotated as mediator of RNA polymerase II transcription subunit 21. Gene Ontology annotation, molecular function: transcription coregulator activity. The record is from RefSeq and is a predicted model, not a curated record. Gene Ontology annotation, cellular component: mediator complex. Gene Ontology annotation, biological process: regulation of transcription by RNA polymerase II. The coding region runs from base 193 to 606 and encodes 137 amino acids. NCBI's taxonomy places the organism in Eukaryota, Viridiplantae, Streptophyta, Magnoliopsida, Malvales, Malvaceae. The transcript has 4 exons.
ACGUAAGCCCAUGUGAUUUUUCCCCUUCGAGGCUGGCUCCCUACUCAAAGUUGAGCUCCCCUUCAAAGUUGAUGCUUUACCUGCAUCCCGUCUUUGGGUUCUCAGAUUUAAGCAGUUUACGAAGCUCCAAGAUCGAAUUUUCUGAAAGUUAAGAUUCGUAAGAUUUGAGUUUUUUCUCGCGGUUUUAAGAAGAUGGAUAUCAUUUCCCAAUUACAAGAACAAGUAAAUUCUAUAGCAGCCCUAACUUUCAACACAUUUGGGACACUGCAACGAGAUGCUCCACCCGUUAGGCUCUCCCCUAAUUACCCAGAACCCCCUUCCAAUCCCACCGAGGACUCUGCCAAUUUCGCCGAUCAACCUAAGCUCAUGAGUGCUGCUCUUGUUAAGGCUGCUAAACAGUUCGAUGCAUUGGUUGCUGCACUUCCACCUUCAGAAGGCGGUGAAGAAGCUCAACUUAGAAGGAUUGCUGAACUCCAAGCUGAAAAUGAUGCUGUAGGCCAAGAACUUCAGAAACAACUGGAGGCUGCUGAGAAGGAACUGAAACAGGUUCAGGAGUUAUUCAGUCAAGCAGCAGAUAAUUGUCUCAACUUGAAGAAACCAGAUUGAAUUCAUUUCCUUGAACAAUCCCUCCUUCCAUGUUUAAUUUUAUUGUCUUUAUAUUUGUUUAAUCCUAGGUUUCUAAAGGUUUAUUUAUAUACUCAAAAGUUUGUACAAAAUGUUCCACCUGGGCUUUUGAUUCUCUGCACUAGAAUUCAAUCAAAUUACUCUUUUAUGUUUGUGAAAAAACCAUGUUUACUGUUCCAAUAGCAGUGUCAGUGUGCAUCUAACAAUUCAAAUCAUAUUCAUUUGCAAAGAAUAGAAUCUGAAUCAGUCACACAUACAACAACAAACACAACCUUUGCAUUGAGGAUGCAAAUCAGUCACAUAUCAACAUUUGCUAACAGAUACGAUAAUUACUGGAUUCGAUAACCAUUUGUUAUCAGUCUAAGAAGUUGGACUGCCUUCUUCAAUCUUCUAUCU